Messenger RNA from Sphenostylis stenocarpa, 525 nucleotides. The record is from the annotation of a GenBank genome assembly. NCBI's taxonomy places the organism in Eukaryota, Viridiplantae, Streptophyta, Magnoliopsida, Fabales, Fabaceae.
AUGAUUUGCAUGUUUUGCCAGCUUCUGGAUACCACGCUGGAAACACAAUCGCAUAGUGAGCUUCUUCCAGCUGUCAGAUUGUUGGUUUCUAAGGACCAUUGUGAUGGUAGAUUUGUCUUUGGGCUGGACAUGAAUCACCAACUUACAAAACAAAGCAGCUUAAGAACUUACAAUUCCGUUCUACUGUCAUUUAAUGGGUUGAAUUUUGCUGGUCAGCCAUGCAGCAGCAAAAAGUUAGCAGAAAAAUCUGCUGCUGCUGAGGCUCUUCUAUGGUUAAAAGGGGAUAGCCAUUCAUUCGAUGAUAUUGACCAUGCUUCAGUGCUUUUGAAGAAGAGCAACAAGAAAAGUAGGAAGAAAUCGUUGAGUGGCGCUAAAUGGAGUUUAUCUGCCCUCAGAAGACUACCUUGGAUGGAUUUGUUAAUAGGGUUAUAUACUGAGGAAGAAUUUGUCCAGUUGAAGGCUAUGGUACCAUUAAUUCAAGGAUCUUCAGCCAUAAUUCCAGUAGCGAGUGUACAGAGCCAUUGA